Molecule: messenger RNA, 1037 nt
Organism: Thermothielavioides terrestris NRRL 8126
Lineage: Eukaryota; Fungi; Ascomycota; Sordariomycetes; Sordariales; Chaetomiaceae
Exons: 1
Coding region: 180-782 (200 amino acids)
Source: RefSeq, a predicted model, not a curated record
AAGCCCGUGCCGACCCAGGAGUUGCUCGUCAGCAGCAGCAAAAAUGUCACCCGCAGCAGGCACCCGAACCUGAUCUGGAACCUGCCCUGCCAGUGAACGGCCACAAUGACCACCCAGGCUGCUCUGAGUUAACCGUUGGACUCCCUCAAAGUGUCGACGCUGCACCGCAGCCCGAGUCUAUGCCUACUCCACCGGAGUGUGGCAGCGAUAAAGUCGGUCUCGAGUUGGCGUCAAGUCUGCCGUUGCUGGACUUCGAGCGAUCCGAGCACGGAUUUCAGCCCGCUCCCGAUGACUCCACUGCCCAAAGCCCCCGCGAUGAUGCCCUUGAGAGCGAGACGCCGUUAACUGGCGACCUGCCGUUGCUUGCCAAGGGCAGUUCCAACCCGGAAUUCGAUUCUGGGCCUUACAGCAUGGCGCACCAUGAUCGCGAAGGUGACGAGGCAACACGUCCUUCACCGUCUCGCGUGGAGAAGCUCGAAGUGGUAUCCAGCCCCGACAGGUACUGCGCCGUUCACUGUGACGGCAAAACACCCUCAAGGUCUCCGCCAUCGCACCACGACGAUUCCGGCCGGGCACCUGCACCUCUCCACGACGGGGAUACCCCUGGGGACGAUUCGGUAUCAAGCGUGGACCUUCUUGUGCCGCCGGACACGGACGAGGACGACUCCCAACAGGACCGCCGACCAACCGCUAGGGAGAAUGCGGUGGAAGGCAGUGCACUUGGGGAGGGUAUGGCCGGGCGAGAGCUUGAUCGCAGUCAACGCCAUCGGCUGGCCGACUGAUGGAAUUGUUGACUGUAUCGAUGGAUUGGGACAAUGCCCGCCGGAGGUAGUUGGGAUAGUGGAGGGCGAUGCAUCCUGCCCAGUGCUUCGGGGAAUCAGCGCUCAGGGAUAUCAGGAUAGAGGCAUCUAGAUCGCUUUGGUAGACAACAAGGGCAAGUAAGAAUCCUUGAGUCCUGAUCGUUCGGCCAGCAUGAAAAUGCAUAAUGAUUAGUCACUAAUGGAGUGAACGGUCGAACCUGGCUCCCCAUUUGGGUC